GCGAGCACAACAUUCUUGUGGAGCUAUGGCAUCGCCGCAUGCUGCCCAUUCUGACUUGGAGAGCCUUCACUUGCUUUCCACACACUCAGAAGGCAUUGGCACAACUGUGACCCGGAGCAGAUUCUGGCGGUGGGUUGGUGUGCUUGCACUUGGCUUGAGUGCCAUCGUUUGCGUUGUCACUUUGCCACCAAAUGGACAUGCAUUCUUCAUGAUGGACUUACCGUCACAAGAUCAUCCAGAGGACUUGCUGCGCCGAGAGGAUGUAUUGAUCCAAGAAGGUCUCCAGCAUCAGCUGGCAAAGCUGAGUCAUGUCGAGCCGAUUGUAGACGAGAAACCUUCAGAACCAGUGAAGCUGGUGACUCCUGCGCCACUUGCACCAGUGACGCUUGCACCGGUGAAACUCCCGAAGCUGAAGCUGCUGAAGAUGCCGAAUCUGACGCCGAUGCCUAGCGCAGCUGCAGUCCCGACUAACAUCGUCACGCCCGUCUUGCUUCCGCAGAGAUCACAGAGUCUCAGCAACUCGACUAUUUGGGAGGACCCAUUCUCCAUGUUCUGUUUUUUGGUGGUAGUCCAAUCUGAGAUGGAAUUGAUCCGAUGGCAGUUCAAGAAUGGCGCCGGAAUUUUUCUAUGCACCAGCUGGCGGGUCUAUUCUGGAGAGAAGGAACCUAUGCUGAUAGGGACAUAUCCUGAUGGCACAAUCGCAAAGACGACGUCCAUUCCAGGACCAGAAGCCUUUUUUGGAAAGGCAUACUUUUGGGGCUGUGACCACAGCACCAAGUACUUGAUGAACGCGAAUGUCCUACAGCGUGCUUGGGAUAAUGCACAAGCAGAUGGUGUUGCAGGCCUUCACUCUUGGAUUAUCAAGGUGGACCCAGACUCCGCACUCAGCCCAGUUCGACUUCGCAAAAUCUUCAAAACAAAGCAGUUUCACAAGCAGGACAAUGCAAGUACGACUGUUGGAAGGUACUUCAAAAAUUGCCGGGUGAUGAGUUCGAUGCAGGGCUCGAUUGAGAUCCUUUCACGCCAAGCCUUCUACCUCUAUAAUGGUAAGAAAGCGGAGUGUCAAAGGUCCAUGGAUUGGUGGCACAUGGGCGAAGACAUUUUCACCUUCAAAUGUUUGGAACAACUGGGAGUUGAAGCCUCGGACAUUGGAGAGGGUGUGCUGGACACCUACUGCGCGCGGAGCAUGUCAUGUGUUCAGCAUCAUGGACUACCAAACUGUUCGUUGCCCAAUGUGGCUUUGUUCCAUCCAUUGAAGAGUCGUGAUCAGUUCGAGAAGUGCUGGAAAGAGAUUCAACGCGUGGAACAGAGUUCCAUGGAGCAAUAAUGAGUUGUGUGGAGAGAAGCUUUCCUCAAGAAGAGGGAAGCCAUGUUUUCUUUGCAGGGCGUGGGUGUCCCGUAAAAAGGCAUAUAUAUGGCUCAUCA
Cladocopium goreaui is the source of this 1425-nucleotide messenger RNA. NCBI's taxonomy places the organism in Eukaryota, Dinophyceae, Suessiales, Symbiodiniaceae. The record is from the annotation of a GenBank genome assembly.